CUCACUCAACAGUUUCCUGUGUGUCUCAAGAAUGGUCCACCACCCAAAGGACAUCCAGCCAACUUGACACAACUGCAGGAAGCAUUGAAGUCAACCCUGAUGAAUUGAGUCUGUUCUGAGGGCAAAAGGUGGUGCAACUCAAUAUUAGGAAGGUGUUCCUAAUGUGUUGUACAGUCAGUGUGUGUAUAUAUACAUAUAUACAUUUUCGGAUUGUAAAAAAAGUUAUAAAGAUAUAAAGUACGUAGAUAAGAGAACCAAAAAACACCUAAAUUAUCCAUUCAGGAGUAUUUUUGUCAUGCCAUGGGCCUCUAUUGAUUUUGUUAUAAUAUUUGAGUCUCAGAUAGCAUAAGCCAUGGCGAAAUGUUAAAAAUUGCAGGAAAUUAGCUUUAAAACAGCUACAUUUUUUCACUGUGGCCAACAAGGUUGCCUCUACAAUUUGCGGUUAGCGACACACCACUGGGCAAGCCCCCGCCACGCCCACCACCUAAGCCCCAUUUUGACCCAGAAAAAACCCUGGAAGCAAGUGUGGUGGUACCAUAUAUUUCAAGACAUUCCCGGCAAACCGCAGUCUUAUCCGGCUUUGUGAAAGCAUUUGAUCCCCUUUGUGGGAAAAGGUAGUGGUGGACUAGAAUGAUCAAAUCAUGUUGUCAAGGUAACAGGUUGUACCGAGAACAAUAUGUCACACUGGGGAUGCUCUUGCAAGGAUUAAAUCUGUAGCCCUGGCAACUCCUGAACAACUCAAGAUCUGCAAUGCACCCCCAUCAGGAUGACCAGGCUCCACCAACGGUUUACUACAUUCCAGAUUUCAUAACAGAGGAUGAGGAGUCUCAACUAUCACAACAGGUGUAUAAGGCACCAAAAACUAAAUGGACGCAGUUAUCCAACAGAAGGCUCCAGAACUGGGGUGGGCUGCCUCGUCCGAAAGGGAUGCUUGGAGAGAAGCUUCCUGAUUGGCUCCUGAAGUACUGCGAGAGAAUAUCUGCUCUUGGUGCAUUUGCUGGGAAGACUGCCAAUCAUGUACUGGUGAAUGAAUAUAAGCCAGGGGAGGGAAUAAUGCCCCAUGAGGACGGGCCUCUGUACCAUCCCACAGUGACGACCAUUAGCCUGGGCUCCCACACAUUGCUGGACUUCUACAGGCCCAUCAGCGCCGAGGAGCUGGAUGAGGUGCCACAGACUGAGGAGAGCCGCUACCUCCUGUCUCUGCUGGUGCGGCCGCGGAGCCUCCUCAUCCUCCAGGACGACAUGUACCAGCGCCUCCUCCACGGCAUCCAGGGGACGCACCACGACUCCCUCACUGAAAGGGUGGCCAACCUGCUCGCUGCUGGUGUCCUGCCAGGUGCCACAUUAACCCGAGGCACCAGGGUGUCCCUCACCGUGCGUCACGUGCCCAUAGUCAUGAGGGCCAAUCUGCUCCUGGGCAGGAAAUGACAAGAGGAAGUGACAUUUGAGGGCUUGGGAAAAAAUUGACACCAUGAUACAGACUGACUUGAUUAUGUCAUUCACUGUCUCGAUCCUCUAUAAAAUGUAUUAAUUAUAAUGCCAAGGAAAAGUUUAAAUGGGAUCCUUGGGAUGUUCCAACUCUUGACGUCAUCCCGUUGAAGUUGAAAUUUCAAACGGGUACGGUUGUUGCAGUGGAUAUAUUACCGCCACACCGGCAGUCAUUUGUCAUGGCUGCAGUAAAGUUCCACAUGACAACGGUCACGGUAAUCUUCUCUGUGAUCUGGACAUCCGUUGGUAGAAGGGCCUAAAAUGUGUAAUUCACUAGCCACGUUGGCAGGUGGUAAUACUCAGGACUCUACAGUGCGAGCAUUUCAUAAAAAUAGUCAAGUAUGGGCACAAGUGCCAGUUGUGAUUUAUAGCAAAAUAAAUGCCAUUUUGUUUAAUAUCUGGUAAUGCACAAAGAAAUCUGAAUCGUAACGUUAUAGCUAUCCCACCUCGCACAGCAAUGCUGCCUGUCUAGGGGGCUAUGAGCACCAUGUGUGAAGUGCUAAAAGGUUUGUUUUUAGAAGCAAUGCGCACAGGAAUAAAAGUUGGUCUAAUUUACUCAAUUCGACUAAAGUGAGACUGUCCCCGUUUUUCUUGGCUAUUGACAUUGUUUUGUUCACAAACUAGGUUUAUUUUUAAUGUUGGAGUUUGCUCCCUCUGCUAGCAAAAACAGACAUUGUCGGACUCUACUAGUGAGAUUCUCACAGGCACACAUGACUUGAGUGUCCCUGUUACCAAGGUAACAGGCAGCAGAUUUUUUUUUCUCUGUUAUUUUGGUUCAAAGGUCACAGAAUAUUAACUCAAUAUACAACAUUCUUACUAGUAAUACAUUUGUUUUAGAAACAUUACUAAGCAUGCUCAUGUUUUUUUUGUGUAAUUAUGCAAAGCUAUAUUUUGUCUGAUUAAAAAAUCUGAGUCGCUAGUAGAUUUUAAAAUAAUAAUAAUUAUACCUGCCACAGUGGCUGGUAUACAGAAAAGUUAGUUUUAGGCCCUGGUUGGUAGUACCCAAAUUGCUAAUGACCUUCAGGUCACCAAUGGCCUGGUACUCAGGGCUCUAUUGUACUUCUAACCACUCUGACAUCAAUGCAACUGCUAUCGAAAAUCAUAAACACUUAUCUUCAAAACAGUAUUGUGCUUUUAAAACACCUCACUGUGAUGAUCAAUUUGAAGAAAGAAGUUCAACAACAGGUUGGAACUGAGUGGAAAACAUAGGCUCUGAAACAACGACCAAAACAAUGAAAUGGACAGUACUUUCUAAGGUGAUGAUUAAUUCAAAACAUCCAUGCACAUAUUAGAGCUUACGCAUAUGCAAGGGUAAAACAGUUUUUAAAACAAAUUUAAAUGAUUGUGCCGUUAUACAAUAUAUAGCCUACCGCAUAUUAUGCACGGCAGAAAAUAUAAAACAAAACUGAUUUCAGAUGUAAUUGGUCUUGCCUACACUCCAAAAUUAAACACAUUCUAGUAGUUGC
This is a messenger RNA of Salvelinus fontinalis (brook trout), 2954 nucleotides long. It is a transcript of the gene alkbh6, whose product is annotated as alkB homolog 6. Lineage: Eukaryota; Metazoa; Chordata; Actinopteri; Salmoniformes; Salmonidae. The transcript has 6 exons. The record is from RefSeq and is a predicted model, not a curated record. Bases 751 to 1428 code for a protein of 225 amino acids.